Messenger RNA from Rotaria sordida, 321 nucleotides. NCBI's taxonomy places the organism in Eukaryota, Metazoa, Rotifera, Eurotatoria, Philodinida, Philodinidae. The record is from the annotation of a GenBank genome assembly.
AUGCCUUCAAAACGACGUCGAACAGCCAUGAGAGGUCGACGUAGAAAACAAACACAAGAAUCUCCGUCUCAAUAUAUUUAUUUACCGAUAUUAUAUGAAAGAAGUAUACAAAAAAGUGAUUCAGAUAUUCGUACAAUACCUGAUCAUACAUUUGGAAAAGUUUAUUCAAAUCAAAUAGUAUCUCAUAAUCAAACAAUAGAAGAAAGACCUUCUCCAACUUCAUCGUAUAUGAUUGAAUCGGAAAUUAUUGUAUCAUCAAUACAAAAGUCAAGAAAAAUUAAAUCAAUAAAAAAGAAAGAAAAUAAUCGAAAAUUUUCAUAA